This is a messenger RNA of Paramacrobiotus metropolitanus, 1039 nucleotides long. RefSeq lists its product as uncharacterized. NCBI's taxonomy places the organism in Eukaryota, Metazoa, Tardigrada, Eutardigrada, Parachela, Macrobiotidae. The record is from RefSeq and is a predicted model, not a curated record. The transcript has a single exon. The coding region runs from base 174 to 725 and encodes 183 amino acids.
UCGAUCAGCAGUAUUUGUUUUCCAAGCACCACAAAACUACCAGGCGAAUGUGUGUAAUUAAGCGAGGUCAGAUUAUAAAACACAGAAAUUAAAAGGUGACUUUGUCGAAAAUCUGUUCUUAUAAGCCAGCCCAAAGCGUAAUUGAAACCCUUUUUGUACGGUCAGUUGCAAAAAUGCAGUAUUUGGUUUGUCUUGUCAUCUGUGGAAUAGUACCGAUAUACUACGCUCAGCAACCGGAAACCCUAUCGGGUCUGUUCACCAUCGAGCAACCAGGCUCGGAGAAAUGUUUCACGCUGGAUCGCGCUGCUCCGGGUAUGGAUGAUGACCGUGUGGUGUUGUCACGCUGCCGCGAGAAUCCCGAUGAUUCACAGCAGUUUACCGUGGAUGCCAUCCUGGAUGAGGAGCGCACACAGUUCUCCCUGAUAGCAUCGGAUAGCAAGUGCUUUUUUGUUGACACGCUGAAUGAACUGCGUCGUUCGGAUAGUUUGUGCGAUAAGAAUCUCAACUACUUCCUGGCACAGAGCGCCACCAGCAGCAACGCCGACUCGGUGUCGGCAGGUCGACGUGCUAUUAAGAUCAUGCAUGUUCCCAGCAACAAGUGCUUAACCGCCAACUUGGAUGCGACGCUCAAUAUGGCCGACUGCGAGCCCGGAAACGCCAGGCAAAAUUGGCGGGUGUGCCGCAGUGAUGAUGCUGAAUCGUGUUUGAGGUUUUAUGAAUUAUAAAGUGGACAACAAUUACGCAUGUGGACGGAAAUUACUCCAAUUUGAACACGAAGGAGUGAGUAUACAACUGAUUGUGAGACAUUACUCUAUCUGUAUGUUGCCACCAGCACAUACAGUACAUAUUUAUCUGCAUGCAUGCUGCACUCGGAUUGUCCUUUGCUUACGAUAGCUGCUUAAAUGAUUAUAAAAAAUGAAAUGCUGCGCAAUUUUGCUGCCGAUCUAAAACUCAUUAUCCUGUAACUCCUGUUUGACUGGACGUACUGAACGAUGUUAGCAACUGGAAGCAGAUGAUAAAAAUGACGUUUGGUUAAAAA